Molecule: messenger RNA, 1665 nt
Organism: Solanum stenotomum
Lineage: Eukaryota; Viridiplantae; Streptophyta; Magnoliopsida; Solanales; Solanaceae
Product: zinc finger BED domain-containing protein RICESLEEPER 1-like
Exons: 1
Coding region: 1-1665 (554 amino acids)
Molecular function (GO): DNA binding
Source: RefSeq, a predicted model, not a curated record
AUGGCUGAAAAUAUUUCAACUGAUGAGGUGGUGGUCCUGGGUGAUAUGUGUCAAACACAAUCUGUUCAGCCAAAGGUUACAAAAGAAAGAAAAAAAAGGUCUCGAGCAUGGAAUCAUUUUGGAUCAUUUGUUGAUGAAGAAGGAAAUAAGAAAUCAAAGUGUAAGCAUUGCGGUCAAAAUUAUUUUGUUGAUUCAGUUAAAAAUGGGACAAAGGCAAUGCUUACUCAUAUGUUAACAUGUACAAAGAUGCCUAAAAGCGUUGAUAAAAGUCAAACUCAAAUAGGCUUUCAAUCUGUUCAGGGAGGGAAUACGAGUGAUGUGGUUGUUGUUUCCUGGAAAUUUGAGCAAGAACAAUGUAGGAGAGCUUUAUGCCGCAUGGUAAUUGUGGAUGAACUACCUUUCAAGUUUGUCGAGAAGGAAGGUUUUAGAAACUUUAUGAAAGUAGCGCAACCUCAUUUUAAGAUUCCUUCUCAUACCACUGUGACACGUGAUUGUUUUAACCUUUUAGAUGAAGAGAAGCAAAAGUUGAAGAGAUUUUUCGGAGAAGCACGACAAAGAGUAUGUCUGACAACUGAUACUUGGACCUCUUUGCAACAGAUUAAUUAUAUGUUUAUCACUGCACAUUGGAUCGAUAAUGAAUGGAUUAUGCAUAAGAGGAUAAUCAACUUCUGUCCAAUUUCCAACCAUAAAGGUGAAGAUAUGGCUAAUGAGAUUAUUAAGUGUUUGCGUGAUUGGGGCUUAGAUAAAACAUUUACCAUCACAGUCGAUAAUGCUAGUUCGAAUGACGUGACUAUGAAAGAGUUGUCUAAGAUAUUCACUAAACGGGGGAUCAAUUUCAUGAAUGGAGAACACCUUCAUGUGAGGUGUAUGGCGCAUACUCUAAAUCUUGUUGUUCAAGCUGGUUUGAAGGUGUCUGAUGUGUCUAUUGAACGGGUUAGAAAAGCAGUUAAAUACAUAAGGUUGUCUCUUGCAAGGUGUAAAAGGUUCCAAGAAUGUUGUGAAGAUGUUGAUAUUAAUAGUAAAAAAUCUUUAUGUUUGGAUGUUUCUACGAGAUGGAACUCCACAUACUUGAUGUUAAAUAGGACUAUUGAGUUUGAAAAUGUGUUUUUCAGUUAUGCUGCUCGUGAUAUUGGCUUGUUACAUUACCUUCAGUUUGUUGAGGAUGAAGAUGGAAAGGAUGAAGAUGAAAGCGUUGUUGGUUCCCUUUUGAGUGAUGACUUGGACAAUGUAAGAAAAAUUGCUAAUUUUCUUCAAAUUUUUUAUGAUCUUACCAGAGAAGUAUCAGGAUCACACUAUCGCACAACAAACUCACAUUUUCUUAAAAUUUGUAAGGUUUCUUGUUAUUUGAAACAAUUGAUAUUGAGUGAAGAUGAUAAUGAUGAUCUUUUGGUUAAAAUUUAUUUGAAUAUGAGAGAAAAAUUUGAUAAGUAUUGGGGUACUCCAAAGAGGAUGAACAAGAUGAUUUUUAUUUCUUGUGUAUUGGAUCCUCGUCACAAGUUUGUUUCAGUUGGCUUUGCACUUCAAAUGAUGUUUGGGAAAGAAGGUCCAAUUUUAGAGGAAGGAGUUAGAGACUACAUGGAUUUGCUGUUUGGUGAAUAUGUAAAGUCCCUUUCUAAAGAUAAAGGUAGUCAACACUCUUCAUCUUUAUCUAGGUCUCCAUUUUAA